Molecule: messenger RNA, 1102 nt
Organism: Leptinotarsa decemlineata (Colorado potato beetle)
Lineage: Eukaryota; Metazoa; Arthropoda; Insecta; Coleoptera; Chrysomelidae
Gene: Vti1a
Product: Vesicle transport through interaction with t-SNAREs 1a
Biological process (GO): intra-Golgi vesicle-mediated transport; retrograde transport, endosome to Golgi; vesicle fusion with Golgi apparatus
Cellular component (GO): endoplasmic reticulum membrane; Golgi apparatus; SNARE complex
Molecular function (GO): SNAP receptor activity; SNARE binding
Source: RefSeq, a predicted model, not a curated record
CUCACAUUUCUAAUUUUUCAUUUGGUAUUUGGUCUGGUGUUUGGUAAACCCAUAAUCCUUAAGUUGAUCAAUAUUAGAGAAUGAAAUCACAUUUUUAAUUAUGAAAGCUGCAAUUUAUGACAUUUCUGGUGACUUUUGAAACAUCCUAAAUACUAAAACACAAAGUCAUCAGUCAUCAUAAAAGUGACAAGUUUCCAGUAAACAAAAGUUAACGCUAUCUCUAAUAAGAAAAUGUGAUAAAUUUUCGAUUUUGGAACCAAAAUGGUUUCGCUUUUCGAAAACUAUGAACAACAGUAUUCUGUUCUUACAGCAGACAUUACCGCCCAAGUAGGUCUUCUAACAGCUUCAGCUACCAAAGAUCGUCGCCAACUCAUUUCUAAUAUAGAAAAACAUGUGGAAGAAGCUCAAGAAUUGCUGGAGCAAAUGGAGUUGGAAGCAAGGGAAGUUGAACUAUCAAAGAGACAACGAUGUAGAACUAAGUUGGACUGUUUCAGAGCCGAACUGAAGAGGUUAACUUUGGAUUAUAUCAGAGCCAGAUCAGUAAGGCAAGGUGCUUUGCAUGACAGCGCUGAAGAGCUAAAUGAUGUCCGUAUCUCUUCUGAUCAAAAGCAAAGAUUACUUGAUAACUCUGAAAGAAUUGAACGGACUGGAAGAAAAUUGGAAGAAGGAUACAGAAUCAUGGUUGAAACAGAGGAAAUUGGAACACAAGUGCUCAAGAACUUGGGAGAGCAGAGAGAAACUAUCCAAAGGUCAAGGACCAGGCUAAGGGAUGCUGAUGAAGACCUAAAUCGUUCAGGAAGAUUGAUGAACUCGAUGAUAAUGAGGUCCCUCCAACAGAAAGUAGUUUUAUAUGCAGUUUGUGCCUGUUUUUUCAUUGCCAUUUGUCUGGGGAUAUAUCUAGGAGUCAGAAAAACUUAAUUACAAGAGUGAAGCAAAUUAGUUAGUCCAAAAUAAGUAGUUGUAUAUAAAGAAAACAAGAAUAUACCUUACAAUUCAAAGAUGAUAAUAUAUAGGUUUGUGAUAUCACUUUGUAUCUUUCUACAUAAGCCAUAACUUCAACAUACAAAUGUUAUCCAAAGUCUAGUACAAAAAACAGAAAUUA